CACAUGAUCAAUUGGGACUUAUUAUAUAAAAAGACAAGCGAAUCUUUAUUCAAUCGGCAUUUACAAUAUGUUUAUUCGAUACUCAACAGUUGCCUUUAUUCUUGUCUUUUUGACUCAAUGUCUUCUUGCUGGUAAAGCUGUCAUUGGCUAUUUUCCCAAUUGGCUCUAUGCACGUUAUCUUGUUUCCAAUAUUCAAUUUGAUAUAUACACACAUAUAAAUUAUGCUUUUGCUGUUAUGGUGAAGAGUGCUACACCUGAAUGGACUGAUCCUGAAAACACAAACACUCAACUACCUCAACUUGUGGCAGCUGCUCACAAGUCCAAUGCCAAAGUACUCAUUUCCAUUGGUGGUUGGUCUGGAAGUAUCUCAUUCAGUGAUAUGGCUGCUAGUAGUGAUUCAAGAAAGGAGUUCAUUGACUGGUGUGUAGAUCAGAUCAAACAAUAUGAUGUUGACGGCUUUGAUAUUGACUGGGAAUAUCCUGGACGUCAAGGUGCUGGCUGUAACCAAGUUGAUCCACAAAACGACGUUCAAAACUACUUGACAUUACUUCAAGAAUUACGCAAGGCUAUUGGUUCUGAUAAGGAAAUUACGAUUGCUGGUUAUGUUCAAGGUUUUAAGACUGAUGCAGGUCAAUCAUCGAAUGAACUUGUUACCGCUAUUGGUGAUGUGCUUGAUCGAGUUAAUUUGAUGACUUAUGAUAUCAAUGGUGCCUGGAAUCCUGAAACUGGACCCAAUUCGCCUUUGGAUGCUUCUGGUGGAGGCGAUAGUUUUAAUUCAGCUAUUGAAUUUUGGACAUCUGCUGGUGUGCCCGCCAGUAAGCUUGCUGCUGGUUUAGCUUUCUAUGGAAGAUCCACAACUGCAAAACAAGACAUGACCAAGUCAGACUCAAUCAACCAACCUCAAGUUCAAGGACAGUCUCCAAAAGGUGAUUCUUAUGAUGCUUCUUGGCAAGAUCCCAAUUGUUCCAAGGAUCCUGGAGGGCUCUCUGGCAUUUGGCGCUUUGGAAACAUGCUUUCUGAAGGUGUUUUAGAUACAACGACUACUGCUAAAGCACCUUGGAUUCGUACAUGGGACAAUGCUAGUUCGACGCCUUGGUUAUUCAAUCCUGAAACGAAGGUGUUUAUUUCUUAUGAUGAUCCUCUUUCAAUUGCAGCCAAAGUCAAGUCAGCCCGAAGCAAAGGAUUAGGUGGUAUCAUGAUCUGGUCUGUGGAUGAAGACUCUGAACAAAAUGAUUUAUUGAAAGCAGCAGCACAAAUCAAUUAACUAAUGUAUUUAUUUUAAGUCAAUAAAUACUUCAGAUCAGUAGUGACAAGAAUCGCCCAUUAGAUUUACAAAAACCGCCAGUGGACACUGCAAUGUGUUUUAUUUCCUCUUUUAAACAGAAACACAAAAGAAAACCUUUUUUUUUCUCUUU
This is a messenger RNA of Gilbertella persicaria, 1415 nucleotides long. Its product is annotated as glycoside hydrolase superfamily. The record is from RefSeq and is a predicted model, not a curated record. NCBI's taxonomy places the organism in Eukaryota, Fungi, Mucoromycota, Mucoromycetes, Mucorales, Choanephoraceae. Gene Ontology annotation, biological process: carbohydrate metabolic process; chitin catabolic process. The coding region runs from base 68 to 1264 and encodes 398 amino acids. Gene Ontology annotation, cellular component: extracellular region. The transcript has 4 exons. Gene Ontology annotation, molecular function: chitinase activity; chitin binding.